UUAAGCAUUUAUUGAAGGUUUUUGGUCAAACAGGAUUCUUGCUGAUGCUAAUGGGAUGCAGUGUUUUUGAACACAGCUAAAUUUGAUCUACAUUUACCUGCUGAUCAACUGUAGUCUGACUGAAAUGCUGUUCAUUUAAAUCUUAUAGGUAUGUUAUUACAUCAUUGUCUCUAGCAGGCAUUUAAUUGUACAGAUUUUCUACGUCUACAUUCAUUCAAUCGUAAACACACAUAGCCAACUGAUAAACACAUUUCUGAUUCUGUACAUACACACGCAUACACAUAUAGACUCACACGCACACACACACACACACACACACACACACACACUUGAUUAUUUUAGUAGGUGUCUGUCUACUGCUUCCAAGGUAAGUUGAGCUAUGUAUGUAUUUGAAGGCUGAGGCCAGAGUCUGCCUGUAAAGUAUGGCUUUUGAGUGUGAUUAGCAUACAGUCAGAGUGAUUUGUAUGUUUUCUAUGUGAAUGUUGAAUUAAUUUGUUUUGGUUGUUUGUGUCUUUUUCAGAUGCCCCGUGCGAACUCCCACCGGCAUGCCCAGGCCCUGAGGAGGAGGAUGGCGAUGGUGCAGACUUGGACCCCCCUGCUGCCUGUCCCGAAGUUUCAUGCUCGUAUGUAUCAAAAAGGUUAUUUUAAUGUGUUUCGAUGGUUUUGGAGCUGACCCAGCGUAGCUUCAAGUUGGUCACUCCAGCUCAGCAUCCGGAGAAGUAAGUAUGAUUUCUGUCUUAUUCAUAAAGAACAGUGAUGGUUGCAUGGUGUCACGCUUGGUGUCUGUGUUCUAAAGCGAUGUCUCUGUUGUCACAGCUCGUGUUCGUCGUUGGAGACUCCCACCUGCGCACCAUGGUGGACAGGUUUGUAGCCAUCCCAGAGGGCUGUCUGUCUUUUGGUUUUCUGUCUGUUCCAGGUGUGGACACCAGGGAGCUAAGGACGGAGGUGCCGCGUGCUGCUGUCCCGUGGACCCCGGACACCAUGUGCCCUGAGCAACAACCUCACUGCCAGCAGGACCAUCAGUGAGGCGGCGUUGGACUUUGGUGCGCUCCUGACCACCGUCUGCAGCCGCUGGCCCAAGGUCUUUGUGUUGGACUUCCCUCCCCAUCUGACCAUGGACCUUGGCUUCCAAGAGCAGCUGUUUCAAGAAUACCACCAUGUUGCAGCACGCAUGGGUACGUUACAGUUGUGGUCAUCAGCACAGUUAUAAUUGAUGUAAUGUGUAAUUCAACAUAAUUUAUACAAGUGUAAAUAUUAGAAGGAUUGAUGACGUUUCUGUCAUUUGUGUCGGGUCUCCCCUACAUGUCUGUGGCGGCGCACUUCCCAGUCCAUCGGUUGGAGCUGUGGUGCCAUGACGGCAUAAGUACAGUAUACUUUGUUGGUGUGACAUAACACAUGGAGGAGUUUCAUGUUUUUGGAGUGACAUGUUGGUUGUGUUAAACUGUCUUUCAGGUGCACCUGGGAAAGGUCAGUGGUUUGGUGUCCACAGAGGUGGGGUUGUUAGGGGUCCCGUGUUUAAAUGAGAGGAUUGUGGCUGAUGGUAACUGCUUCUUCAGAUCCAUCUCUCAGGCUGGGUGGUUCCUGCGGUGGAGACACGCACCAACGGUCCCGGCCCCGUAAAAUUACCCCGAAGUUCCUGCGGUGGAAACGGGCCUUUUGUUUGGAACUGAGUUCGCAGGACACAGCAUCUCAUUACAGUUGGUUUCAGUUGAUGUUAUCUGCUCAUCUGGUUAUCGUGAGCACUCGUUUUGGGUUAAAGUGGAAGUGCCCGGAGCUGCCACCCCUGGUCCCGCGGCCCCCCAGCCUGACCUCCGGGGCCCUGGACGGAUGCCUAAGUGUGGAUGACAGGAACGGAGAGGACCGCGGAGGUAAGGUGGGGCAGGCCGACACUGUGUAUCCCAUAACGGGUGCUCGAGUGUGGGUGACAGGAACGGAGAGGACCGCGGAGAAACAGACCAGAAAGAUUGGGUCCCAGCCAGAACCAGUCAGCACUAAACAUGCUUAUGUGCAGGCUAACUUGAAGCCACACAGGAGAAGCAAAGCUACUCAGGCCAGAACCCCAAACAGGAGUGUGUCAUGUGACACAGAUACUCUCCUUGCUGUUCCUGAGGCCCUUGCAGUCCCUGUGGUUCCCCUGUCAAGCUCCACCCCUGUCAAAAGGCCAAGAUGUGAGGUAUCAAAUGAUGACUCCAGCUAUCAUCUUGAAGUGACCAACAGCACCAUGGAUUGUACAAGCAUUGCUGAUGGAUUGCCACCUCAUACAGUGACCAAGUACAUUGUCAAUGAAGACAUGUUAAUGGAGCUGUUCAAAAAAUGCCCAGUUUGCACCCGGAGCUGUAACAUCUCAAAAACUGUCUUUGGGACACUCCUCCAAGUUAAUCAGAGCUGUCCUAACUGUGAGUACGCUCAUCAGUGGUCGAGCCAGCCAAUGGUGAACAAUAUACCAGCAGGGAACCUUCAACUAUGUGCAGCUGUUCUGUUCACAGGAUCUUCAUUUGUUAAGAUCUCAAAGUUCCUGGAAGUGUUCAAGAUCCAAGGAAUCUCGGAAACAACCUUCCACAAACACCAGUCCAAUCUCCUUUUCCCCACCAUCAACUGGAUGUGGCACCAAAACGAGGAUGACCUCAUCAGAGAAACUAUAGCUUGUGGGGAUGUUACUCUUGGUGGCGACAUGCGUGCUGACUCACCAGGACAUUCAGCCAAGUACUACACCAUGAUGGACCUCAAAACUAAUAAGGUCAUUGACAUUCAACUAGUCCACGGCAAUGAAGUUGGAAACAGGUGCCGGAUGGAGAAGGAGGGCUUUCAGCAUAGUCUGUCUCUCCUGGAGCACAAAGGAGUCACAAUUAAAGCCAUUGUUACCGACAGACAUCCAGGUAUACAGAAAUACACGCGGGAACAAAGGCAUGACAACACUCACUACUUUGACCCUUGGCAUAUGGGAAAGGGUAUUGGGAAAAAAAUGGAUGUGCUGGCCAAAGUGAGGAGAACGCAGGAUGUGGAACUGUGGAAGAAGAGCAUUGUCAAUCAUCUCUACUGGUCGGCAUCAACUUCAGCAUCGGGGGAGGAGGUUGUGGCCAAGUGGAGCUCUGUGGCUAACCACAUCCAAAAUGUCCAUAUCCAUGACAACACCCUUUUCCCCACUUGUCUCCACCAGCCUCUAGUUGGUGAGCAGGCAAGGCAAUGGCUCAAACCAAAGAUGCUGAGGAAUGAUCAUCUGCUAGAGGUUGCCAUCUUUCCUCUCUGGUUACAUGAAACAUGUCUCAGACUGUCAUCCACACGCACAGGGGCCCAAUGAAGUUCCACAUCUCUCAAAAGUUCCUCAUCUUCAACCUUCAAGUCCCUCUGCUACCAAACACCUAAUUACAUUUCAAAGCUCGGUUAAAAUUUCAUCCAUAAGAUCUAUGUUGUUAAGGACAUUGGUGUAUAUUCCCCUAUUAUCAGGGUCCCCAUGGUCAUGAAAAAAUGUAUCAUUUAAGCCCUUGCUGAUAAAAACCCUAUCCAGUAAAUGUGGCAGUGUUUUGAUGCUAUCCAAGCCAAUGUUCAUAUUUAUCAUGCUUUAAUUGUAAUGUGGUGUUGUCAAGGUUUGAAAAUUGCUUGACUUUUGAAAAAAAUACUUGAGAUCUGAAUUCAAAUCUGGAAACCUGUGCAGGUUUCCCCAGUUUCUGGAAACUCCAGCCUGAUGCGGGUGACGGCACAUGAUGGGAUGCUCCUCCAACCUGUUCACACCUGUGCAUCACCUGCAUGUCAAGAAAAGCAGCAUGUUUUGGGAGGAUUUAUGCAUAUUAUAUUAACACGUGUGUGUGUGUAUGUGUGUAUUUAUACUGUUUAUGUGUGUAUUUAUAUAAUACAUUGCAAUCUUUAUUUGGGGACAAUGCAUUCAUGUCAAAUUGAAAUAUCAAAUACCGAUAAAGCUUGUCUGGGCUCUGUUACCUUUGUCACCUCCCUGCAACAGACAUUCUCUCUAGGAGAGAGAUUUGUACAGUGACCACAGGUACAUCUGUUGAAAAUAUAGAUAUGUGAGUGGCUAGCUAAGAAGAGAGAUCUAUCUAUCUAUCACAUGGUAGGGGCUGUUUGUAUAAAAAUGUUAUAUUAAUCUUAGACCAUCAAAACAGAUGGUCUAACAUCAAAAUCUUCACUAAAAUCCAGCCACUACCAAUCCGAGACAUUUCCCAUCCUCUCCUGCCCCUCCAUGUCCUCAAUCCCGGCCGCCUCAGUGCCCUCUUCCCAGCCUACCUUAGCACCGACAGGCUGUUCUAGUGGCUCAAAUUGAUACGGCUCUGGACCGUCAUCCUGACCGACAGGCGAGUCAGGAGGAGAGAAGUCCUCCACCUCAAAUGAAGUUUCAGACGCAAAGGUGUCUACACUGUUAUCUGAGUGGUCACUCAUGGCUAGCUUGUCAGGGUUUGAAUGGAGUAUAUGGAGGCAGCAUAUCCCCCCAAUCCCCUUCUCCUUUGAGUGGGAGUAUUUGAAAAUCUUAACUCCGCCCCCUUCCUAGCCACUCGCUUAUCAUGGGGCCAUGGCAGCCAGUUAAAGACAAAAGUUUUAGACGAUUUUUAGAGCCCUCUCCACUCUAGCUCACAGCAUUCCGUACAAUACACACCCAUUAUAAACGGUCAAUUUCUCCACAUUUGCUCAUGGUACUUUGAGAGGCACAGAUUAAAAAUGGUAAAAGAUAUGAAAAAGAUGAAAACAUGAGUGAAUAGAAGAGACCUGUGGCAACAUAUGAGAGUUGGAAUGGAGUUUUUCACCAGGUCUGACAUGCGUGCCAAUUUUGGUGAGUUUUUGAGCAUGUUUAGGGGGUCAAACUCCAGCUCAAAGAGGUGGCGGGAGAAAGAAUAAUAAACGCAGCCAAGGUCCCUAAUAAACGCACCAAAAACAAGAGGGUCCUCGCCCUUCAGCCGAGGUCCCUAAUUCCUACAAAGAUAGCUUGUCCCACAUUUCUAAGAAUUUUUGUUCACUGAAAAUUAGGCCCUAUGUUCCCACAGUCCUAUGUUCCCACAUUUCUAAGAUUUUUCUCAAAAUUAAACCCUAUGUUCCCACAUUUCUAGGACAUUUCCAAUAUAACUAUAAUAUCUUGUUAGUUCUUGUCUUGUUCCUACAUUUCCCUUCAGUUUAAGCCCUAUCCUCCCACAAGGGUUAGGGUUAGGGUUAGAGGGGAUAAUAGGUUGGGUGUAAUUGGCUACCAAAUUGGAAGAAAGGGGGAUAAAAUCUAAUACAAAUUUAUGUAAAGGAAAUGUGGGAACACAGAGCUGUGGGAACAUAGGGCUGUGGGAACAUAGGCACACUCCCUGUUCAAUCCCCAAGAUAUGGAAAUGUGCUAAGGUUAUCCCCCUUUUCAAAGGUGGAGAUUCCUCUGAUGUAAAUAACUAUCGUCCUAUUUCUAUUACAGGGGUUAAAGUUCUCCGGCACAGCGCCGGAUUGCCGGCGUGGCGAAGUUUCUGUCCAGCAUGGACAGAAGUGCUCUACAGUGCGAGCAUUUCACUCGCAUUUGCCCCUAAAAAUAUAUAUAUGUGCAAACCAGGAAAAUUAUUUAGGGGCACAGUGUGCGAGUAAACACAACCUACUGUUUACCAUAAUCGGCAUCGAAUGUUUUCUCAUCUAUAACCGAUCAAAUAAAUGUAUUUUAAAACUCGCUCCUUUGGCACUGAUACAGCCGUCUCCCUCCCUGCCUGCAGUCCCCACUGCACUGGGCUUUGUAACAAUGUCCCGCCUACAGCCCCCUCUGAUUGGUUACAUGGCACAAGUGAUAGCCAAUCAACACUGAUGCCUGUGCAUGCUUUCACAUCAUGUGAACACUGAGAUUUGUCUGGGACUGUUUAGUGGCCGUUUUGGUAAGCAGCUGGAACUGUCAAUUAAAUUUGUCAGGCAAAGAUUCUGUAGCGGCUUUAAAGAGGUUAUUUUAUGUACCCGACAAGUUUCUUGAGGAACCUCUUCUAUAACAGACUUUUGUAUGUCCACAUUGAAAUGAUUAAAAUGUAUCGAUCGUGGCGACAGUCUUCACUCUUCUUUCUUUUCUGAUUCAACUUUCCAACGUGGAGAAACCGGAGGUGGAAAUCAAUGGUGCGCCAG
This is a messenger RNA of Epinephelus fuscoguttatus (brown-marbled grouper), 6072 nucleotides long. RefSeq lists its product as uncharacterized. The transcript is spliced from 12 exons. Bases 1520 to 3298 code for a protein of 592 amino acids. Lineage: Eukaryota; Metazoa; Chordata; Actinopteri; Perciformes; Serranidae. The record is from RefSeq and is a predicted model, not a curated record.